AGGCUGUGCGUCUCGGAUACGUUUUAAAAUUCAGGUUUAAGGCGCGUCUCAGGCUUGACAUUAAGGGUUUUUCAAACGAUGAGUUGGAUUUAAAACGCUUUUUUUUAUGUGGAUUCGAGGAUGCCAGAAUCAGAUGAACAGUCUGAAGGGGCACAGUUUGCCAGCAAUAGAAGUACAUCUUCCUCCAAUGAAACCUCUGCGCUCUGGUCAGAAAGCAACACUGAUCUUCACCAGCUCCCUUCAUCGGAGCCCCUACAAGCCCCACCAAGUGCUGGCAAGCCUGUUGGACCCUCUCAUGGCCUCCUUGGGGCCAACAGUGAUAUUCAGGACUCCAGCACCACUGGUUCCAGUGUAAGUCCGGUUCUUGCUUGGCAUGCUGCUAUUAGCGCUGCUCGCCAAGCAAAGGGAGAUGGUACAAAGCCCUUCAUAAGUUCACAGCCCUCAGUCUGCACUACUGGAACAGCUCCUGUGGGCUCACUUGCACAGAGGAAGAGGCAGCAGUAUGCCAAAAGCAAAAAGCAGGGAGGAUCUACCAACAGCAGACCACCAAGAGCUCUUUUCUGCCUGACAUUGAACAACCCGAUUCGCAGGGCCUGCAUCAGUCUGGUGGAGUGGAAACCAUUUGAUAUCUUUAUAUUGUUGUCUAUAUUUGUGAACUGUGUGGCCUUAGCCAUCUACAUUCCCUUCCCCGGAGAUGACUCCAAUUCUACCAACCAAGAACUGGAAACAGUAGAGUAUGCCUUCCUGAUCAUAUUCACUAUAGAGACAUUCAUGAAGAUUAUUGCCUACGGCCUGGUCAUGCACCAAAACUCCUAUGUCAGAAAUGGCUGGAACAUGCUUGACUUUGUCAUUGUCAUAGUGGGGUUGUUCAGUGUGGUUCUAGAGAUGAUAACCAAAGACGCUGACUCAAGUGGCCAAUCUGGAGGCAAACCUGGGGGCUUUGAUGUCAAGGCCCUUCGAGCCUUUCGUGUUCUACGACCCCUUCGCCUUGUUUCCGGAGUUCCCAGUUUACAGGUGGUUCUUAACUCCAUUAUUAAAGCCAUGGUUCCCCUGCUUCACAUCGCUCUGCUAGUCCUCUUUGUCAUUAUCAUCUAUGCCAUCAUCGGCCUAGAGCUCUUCAUUGGCAAAAUGCAUGCAACAUGCUAUAUAAUCAAAACAGGUGCCCUUGCGACAGAAGAACCCAAACCGUGUUCUGUAUCAGGACACGGCCGUCAUUGUCUGCUUAAUGGCACAGUUUGUCGAGAAGGCUGGCAAGGUCCCAACAAUGGCAUCACCAACUUCGACAACUUUUUGUUUGCAAUGCUUACUGUGUUCCAGUGCAUCACAAUGGAGGGCUGGACAGACGUUCUCUACUGGAUGAAUGAUGCAAUGGGCCUUGAACUGCCAUGGGUCUACUUUGUCAGUCUGGUCAUCUUUGGAUCCUUCUUUGUUCUCAACUUGGUUUUGGGAGUGUUAAGUGGAGAGUUUUCCAAAGAGCGAGAGAAGGCCAAGGCUCGGGGAGAUUUCCAGAAGCUACGAGAAAAGCAGCAAUUAGAGGAAGACCUGAAAGGCUACCUGGACUGGAUCACGCAGGCUGAAGACAUUGAGCCUGAGAAUGAGAAGGAGGAGGAUGAGGAGGGGAAACGUAACCCAAGUAUGCCUACAAGUGAAACAGAGUCAGUGAACACCGAAAAUCACAAUGGAGGGGAGGAAAAAUCUCCUUGCUGUGGACCACUGUGGCGUCAGGGGCGACGUUGGAAUCGUUACUGCCGCAGGAAGUGUCGUGCCACAGUAAAAUCUGUGACAUUCUAUUGGCUGGUCAUACUACUGGUCUUCCUUAACACCCUCACAAUCGCCUCUGAACACUACAAUCAACCAAACUGGCUAACUGAAAUACAGGAUGCAGCCAACAAAGUUCUCCUUGCGAUGUUCACCCUGGAAAUGCUGGUGAAGAUGUAUAGUUUGGGGCUGCAGGCCUACUUUGUGUCCUUGUUUAACCGCUUUGAUUGUUUCGUGGUGUGUGGAGGCAUCAUAGAGACAUUCCUAGUGGAGCUGGCCAUCAUGUCUCCUUUGGGUAUCUCUGUUUUCCGCUGUGUGCGUCUCCUAAGGAUCUUCAAGGUUACACGUCAUUGGGCAUCUCUAAGUAAUCUGGUGGCCUCUCUACUCAACUCCAUGAAGUCCAUUGCCUCUCUCUUGCUACUGCUCUUCCUCUUCAUCAUUAUUUUCUCCUUGCUUGGCAUGCAACUUUUUGGAGGCAAGUUCAACUUUGAUGAGACUGUGACUAAAAGGAGCACAUUUGAUAACUUCCCUCAGGCUCUGCUCACAGUGUUCCAGAUCUUGACAGGAGAAGAUUGGAAUACUGUGAUGUAUGACGGUAUCAUGGCAUACGGUGGUCAUGCCUCCUCGGGAAUGGUGGUCUGCAUUUACUUCAUUAUCCUCUUUGUCUGUGGAAAUUACAUUCUGCUUAAUGUAUUCUUGGCCAUUGCUGUUGACAACCUGGCAGACGCAGAAAGCCUCAACUCAGCACAGAAGGAGAAAAAGGAGGCUAAGAAGAGAAAGGAUAGUGCCAAGGAUGAAGUCACAGAUAAGAAGAAGGUUGAAAUAUCUGAAAGCACGAAAGGAGACACUCAGGUGUCUGCAGAGACCGUGCUGGAGGAGGACAAAGAGGUGUAUCCUGUUGUAAACUUUACAGAACUUUCACCAGGACCCCGUACCCAGAGGCUUUCCGAACUCACCAUUAAAGAGAAGACUCCACCCAUCCCAAGUGGCAGCGCUUUUUUUAUCUUCAGCAGCACCAAUCCGUUUCGUGUUUUCUGCCACAAGCUGAUCAACCAUCAGAUCUUUACCAACCUCAUAUUGAUCUUCAUCAUGUUAAGCUCUGUCUCCCUGGCUGCUGAAGACCCAAUACGUAACUUCUCUGCUCGCAAUAUUAUCCUAGGCUAUGCAGACUAUGUCUUCACUAGUAUGUUUACAUUUGAGAUCCUUGUAAAGAUGACAGCAUUUGGAGCUUUCCUUCAUAAAGGAGCAUUCUGCAGAAACUGCUUCAACCUUUUAGACUUGCUGGUCGUCGGUGUGUCUUUGGUCUCCUUUGGGAUUCAGUCAUCUGCUAUCUCAGUGGUGAAGAUUCUCCGUGUUUUGAGAGUCCUCCGUCCACUCAGAGCCAUCAACAGAGCCAAGGGACUAAAGCAUGUAGUCCAGUGUGUAUUUGUGGCCAUCAGGACAAUCGGCAAUAUCAUGAUUGUCACCACACUGCUGCAGUUUAUGUUCGCCUGUAUUGGAGUGCAGCUCUUCAAGGGGAAAUUUUAUCGCUGCACAGAUGAUGCAAAGUCCAGUCCAGAUGAGUGCAAAGGCACCUUCAUUCUCUAUCACAAUGGAAUCACAUCAGCACCCAUGGUGAAGGAAAGGAUCUGGUAUAACAGUGACUUUAACUUUGACAAUGUCCUUGUGGCCAUGAUGGCUCUUUUUACUGUCUCCACCUUUGAAGGAUGGCCCACUCUACUGUACAAGGCUAUUGACUCUAACAGAGAGAACAUGGGUCCCAUCUACAACUACCGCAUUGAGAUCUCCAUCUUCUUCAUCAUCUACAUCAUCAUCAUUGCCUUCUUCAUGAUGAACAUCUUUGUUGGUUUUGUUAUUGUCACCUUUCAGGAGCAGGGGGAGAAGGAGUACAAAAACUGUGAGCUUGACAAGAACCAGCGUCAAUGUGUGGAAUAUGCUCUAAAAGCGCGUCCUGUGCGCCGCUACAUCCCCAAAAACCCCUACCAAUACAAGUUCUGGAAUGUGGUCAACUCUACAGGCUUUGAGUACAUCAUGUUUGUCCUAAUUAUUCUCAACACCCUUUGUCUGGCUAUACAGCAUUAUGGCCAGUCUCAUCUGUUUAACUAUGCCAUGGACAUCCUCAACAUGGUCUUCACUGGGGUUUUCACUGUGGAAAUGAUUUUUAAACUCAUCGCUUUCAAACCAAGAGGCUAUAUCCGGGACGCCUGGAACAUCUUUGAUGUGCUGGUGGUGAUUGGCAGUGUAGUCGACAUCAUACUAAGCCAGAACUAUUUCGCUGAUGCAUGGAACACGUUUGAUGCCUUAAUUGUUGUGGGUAGCUUGGUUGACAUUGCCAUCACUGAGAUCAAUAACACGGAGGACAGUGCUCGCAUCUCAAUCACCUUCUUCCGCCUGUUCAGAGUGAUGCGUUUAGUAAAACUCCUGAGCAGGGGGGAGGGCAUCAGGACAUUGCUGUGGACCUUUAUCAAGUCAUUUCAGGCUCUUCCCUAUGUUGCUCUCCUUAUUGCCAUGCUGUUCUUCAUCUAUGCUGUAAUUGGAAUGCAGGUGUUUGGGAAAAUUGCCAUGGUCGAUGGAACACAAAUCAACCGCAACAACAACUUUCAAACCUUUCCUCAAGCAGUCCUUGUGCUCUUCAGGUGUGCCACAGGUGAGGCCUGGCAAGAGAUCAUGCUUUCCUGUCUGCCAGGGAAGCUGUGUGAUUCAGAGUCAGAUUACAACCCUGGAGAGGAGAGAACCUGUGGAAGUGGCUUAGCCAUUAUCUACUUUAUCAGCUUCUACAUGCUUUGUGCUUUUCUGAUUAUCAACUUAUUUGUAGCUGUCAUCAUGGAUAACUUUGACUACCUGACCCGUGAUUGGUCCAUUCUUGGACCUCAUCACCUAGAUGAGUUUAAAAGGAUCUGGUCUGAAUAUGACCCAGAAGCCAAGGGCAGGAUAAAGCACCUUGAUGUGGUGACUUUGCUGAGAAGGAUCCAGCCUCCGUUGGGAUUUGGCAAGCUCUGCCCUCACAGGGUGGCCUGUAAGCGUCUUGUAGCUAUGAACAUGCCCUUGAACAGUGAUGGGACAGUCAUGUUUAAUGCCACCCUGUUUGCCCUGGUCCGCACUGCUCUAAAGAUCAAGACUGACGGUAACCUGGAUCAAGCAAAUGAGGAGCUUAGAGCUGUCAUAAAGAAGAUCUGGAAGAGGACCAGCAUGAAGCUGCUUGACCAAGUAGUGCCCCCUGCAGGCGAUGAUGAGAUAACAGUGGGGAAGUUCUAUGCCACCUUCCUGAUACAAGACUACUUCAGGAAGUUCAAGAGACGCAAAGAGCAAGGUCUUGUAGGAAGGCACUCAUGGGAGAGGCUGAACACUGCCAUGGCGCUACAGGCUGGCCUGCGAACGCUGCAUGACCUUGGACCAGAGAUCCGUCGAGCCAUAUCAUGUGACCUGCAAGAGGAGGGGCUAGUUGAUGCAAAUGUUGAUGAAGAGGAGGAAAUUUACAGGCGAAAUGGAGGUCUAUUUGGGAACGAUGUCAACCAUUUCAGUGUGGAUCAUCAAGGCUACUUCAUCCCAACCACUGUCACCCAACGUCCCCUACAAAUUUUACCAUUUAUUGCUAGUGCCUCAACUGAACCAACCCAAAAUGUCAGGAUAGCUCAUGAAGAUGACAGAGGGGGAGGCACCGAAAUUAACUUGUCAUCAGUCCAGUACGAUCAUUGUCACACCCCUCAUGCCUGCUGUCAUCCUCAUUGUGUUUCCUUUUGCCAUCAAUCACCAAUACCCUCCAAUGCCAACCUCAACAAUGCAAACUUGCCCUCACUUCUCUCUAUGAACAAUGGAAAGCAGCAGAUGUGUUUGAUUAGGCAAUGCCAGCCAGCCCCAACAAAAAAUGGAACAUCAGUGUUCAUCAUCAACAAAGGAGUGAAAGACAACCCUUGGAAGUCCAACUCCACUAGUGAUGCCAGGUCAGGAAGUGGGUUUGGACUCUGUCCUGUAGCUCUCCAAAAUGAUCACAGGAAUGAAGAGCAAGGAUCUGGAGAGUACUACAGUGGGGAGGACUUUCACGAAGACAACAUCAAGCUUGCAGACGACAGGUUGUUCAGCAAGGACCACCAUGAUGCAGAGAGAGACUCUGACCUUGAGGUUUUUAGUGCUGACCCUGAGCAAGAUGAUGCUUAUGAUGAUGACAAGCAACCAAUAUGCCAUGGUAGCAGAUGCUCAUCAAGGAGAUGGUUUUUACCCUCACCUCAAGCCUCCAACAAACAAAAAUUCAGCUUUGAGUGUCUUCGCAGAAAAAGCAGUCAGGAGGAGACUCCUCAGUCUCCAUCUUGCACAGCUCUUCCACUGCAUAUGGCACAGCAGCAGGUAAUGACGGUGACUGGUUUCAAUACCAAGAAUAUUCCCAACCUGUCUCCUGCACGGUCGCUGCAUUCCUGGGCCACGCCUCCUGCUUCACCUAUAAGCCCUGAUUUCUUACCCUGCUACACACCACUUGUACAGGUGGACUGGCGCAAUUCAGGCAGCAUCGGCAGCAUCCCCAGAACAGGGAAGAGGAGUUCAUGGUAUACAGAUUGCCAGAAAGGCCCUCCUACCCGCACCAACUCUCCAUCAUGCCUACAGUUACCGCCAAAGGGCUGCAUGCACUACCUGAAGAAGAGAGGCAGCGCUGACAGUCUGGUGGAAGCUGUGUUGAUCUCUGAAGGUCUGGGGAAAUACGCCAGGGACCCCAAGUUUGUUUCAGCAACCAAACAUGAACUUGCAGAUGCCUGUGAGAUGACCAUUGAUGAGAUGGACAGCGCAGCCAGUAACCUGCUUAAUAGAAACAUUGGAAAUGGCAACAAUGGAGGAGCAGGAAAUUUCCCCUCAGACACACAUGCCACCCCACAUUUGAAAGACCACAGUAUAAGAGAAUACAGCGACGAGGAGCAGUGCACAGCUGGGAAACAUGAGGAGGACCUAACAGAUGAGAUGAUAUGCAUUACAUCGCUAUAAUAUCAGCUCACACAGAAUUUAUUAGUCUUUUUUUUUAACUGGAUUUGUACAACAUUUGAGGAUGAGGGGAUGGCUGUACUCAAGUGCAUCCUGCAAACUUAGACAAAGACGAUGAAGAAAUGAACAAAGUGCCUUGUUUUCUCAGGCUGUGGGAUGGACAACAGAAAUGUGAUAGAUAUAAAAAGAAAAGAACGGAUUAAUGGAAAUAUUGGGAUUUCUUCGGCAAAUAUCAAAAUGUGAGGCAAUCAAACGCCCUGCAAGCCUGCCUGACAUUCAUCAAAAAUUAAGUACAAUCCCUAGUAACUGUUACAAACACACUCACAUACACAUAUAUACUGUAUAUUCACACACCAGUGAAUCAGUGGCAAUAAUGGUAAACAAAAAGGCUUCUAAACAAGCAGGAGCUGCUCUGGUUAAGGAUUUCAGGAGUAUAUAUUGGUUGCCUCUGCACCUGACCUAAAAAGGAAAUCAAAUAUCAAUGAGAAAAAGGUUUGUCCUCAGGCAUAUCAUACUGUUUGCACAAUGCUGUGAUGUACAGGGAAAUGAAUGGUCAGUUGUGUACGUUCCUUAUUUGUAACAACAUAAUAGAGAAACUAAAUUUUCAACAUUUUUACUGAAUUGAUUUAGUAUGAUUAGUAUAAUGAUGUGGCAAAGACUAUGACUUCAUUACAUGUAUGCACUAAUCUGUAUAUUCUAUUAUCUAAUCUCCUAGAUCCUCACCUAGGAAAUUCCUCCUUCAUAAUUGAAACAAACAGUCCUCAUGGAAGUAUAAUCGUUUUGACCUUUGUCUUAUUUAAUGUUUGGCUCAAGCUUUAACUGCCUCAUGAAUCUGCUGAGCAGUGAUGAUAGGCACAAGGGACUUAUUUCAUGAGUCAGAAUAAAUGAGCAAAAAGAUCUGAGAGAUAUUUGUAACCCUUUGUAUAAUAAAAAGCAGAAAACA
Notolabrus celidotus (New Zealand spotty) is the source of this 7666-nucleotide messenger RNA. RefSeq names its product calcium channel, voltage-dependent, L type, alpha 1D subunit, b (gene cacna1db). The record is from RefSeq and is a predicted model, not a curated record. Gene Ontology annotation, biological process: calcium ion import across plasma membrane. The transcript is spliced from 47 exons. The coding region runs from base 121 to 6726 and encodes 2201 amino acids. Gene Ontology annotation, molecular function: high voltage-gated calcium channel activity. Gene Ontology annotation, cellular component: membrane; voltage-gated calcium channel complex. Lineage: Eukaryota; Metazoa; Chordata; Actinopteri; Labriformes; Labridae.